Molecule: messenger RNA, 5685 nt
Organism: Antrostomus carolinensis (chuck-will's-widow)
Lineage: Eukaryota; Metazoa; Chordata; Aves; Caprimulgiformes; Caprimulgidae
Gene: ARID1A
Product: AT-rich interaction domain 1A
Exons: 19
Coding region: 10-5685 (1891 amino acids)
Biological process (GO): chromatin remodeling; regulation of transcription by RNA polymerase II; positive regulation of DNA-templated transcription
Cellular component (GO): brahma complex; nucleoplasm; nBAF complex
Molecular function (GO): nucleosome binding; DNA binding
Source: RefSeq, a predicted model, not a curated record
UCAAGCCCAAUGGAUCAGAUGGGGAAGAUGAGGCCUCAGCCAUAUGGAGGAAACAACCCAUACACACAACAACAGGGACCUCAGGCGGGGCCACAGCAAGGACAUGGCUAUCCAGGACAGCCCUACGGGCCACAAACUCCCCAGAGAUAUCCCAUGGGAAUGCAAAGCAGGACGCAAAGUACAAUGGGCAGCAUCUCAUAUGCACAGCAGAUUCCUCCUUACGGACAGCAGGGCCCCAGUGCAUAUGGGCAGCAAAGCCAGACUCCAUACUACAACCAGCAAAGCCCUCAUCCCCAACAGCAGCAGCCUCCAUAUUCUCAGCAGCCUCCAUCCCAGACCCCUCACUCUCAGCCUUCGUAUCAGCAGCAGCAACAGCCUCAGUCUCAACCUCCACAACUUCAGACAUCGCAGCCUGCAUAUUCUCAGCAGCAGUCCCAGCCGCCCCAUCAGCAAUCCCCCACUCCAUAUCCUCAACAACAGACCACAGCCCAGCAGCAUCAACAGAGUCAGCCUCCCUACUCACAGCAGCAGUCACAGUCACCCUACCAGCAGCAGCAACAAACUCAGCAGACAGCUUCCUCAGCUCUUUCUCAGCAGUCAUCUUCAUACCCUCAGUCACAGCCGCCGCAGCAACAGUCUGCCUACUCCCAGCAACGCUUCCCCCCUCCUCAGGAGUUAUCUCAAGACUCAUUUGGGUCCCAGGCAUCAUCUGCUCCCUCAAUGGCUUCCAGUAAAGGGCAAGAAGAUAUGAACUUGAAUCUUCAGUCCAGACCUUCUAGCCUGCCGGACCUGUCUGGUUCAAUAGAUGAUCUACCCAUGGGUACAGAAGGAGCCCUGAGUCCUGGAGUAAGCACAUCAGGGAUUUCCAGCAGCCAAGGAGAGCAGAGUAACCCAGCUCAGUCUCCUUUCUCUCCACAUACCUCUCCUCACCUGCCAGGCAUCAGAGGACCCUCCCCAUCCCCAGUUGGAUCUCCAGCUAGUGUUGCUCAGUCCCGCUCUGGUCCACUUUCACCUGCUGCAGUACCAGGCAAUCAGAUGCCACCCCGACCGCCGAGCGGCCAGUCGGACAGUAUCAUGCAUCCUUCCAUGAACCAGUCAAGCAUAGCGCAAGAUCGAGGUUACAUGCAGAGGAAUCCUCAGAUGCCCCAGUACAGCUCGCCCCAGCCCGGCUCAGCCUUAUCUCCCCGUCAGUCUUCUGGAGGACAGAUGCACGCUGGCAUGGGGCCGUACCAGCAGAACUCCAUGGGAAGCUACGGACCCCAGGGCGGGCAGUACGGACCUCAAGGAGGUUAUCCCAGGCAGCCAAACUACAAUGCUAUGUCAAAUGCCAACUAUCCCAGUCCAGGAAUGGGAGGAAGCAUGAACCCCAUGGGAGCAGGGAGCCAGAUGCACGGGCAGACUGGUGUGCCACCAUACAGUGGGCUUCCUCCAGGGAGGAUGAGCCAUGCCACCAUGGGGAACAGACCUUAUGGACCUAACAUGGCGAAUAUGCCACCUCAGGUGGGGACAGGGAUGUGCCCCCCACCAGCUGGCAUGAAUCGCAAAGCACAAGAAGCGGCUGCUGCCGCCAUGCAUGCUGCUGCCAACUCCAUCCAGAACAGGCCUCCUGGUUACCCCAACAUGAACCAAGGAGGAAUGAUGGGCACUGGACCUCCUUAUGGACAGGGAAUUAACAGUAUGGCUGGCAUGAUAAACCCCCAGGGCCCACCCUAUCCCAUGGGUGGAAACAUGACUAACAACUCUGCAGGGAUGGCAGCAAGCCCCGAAAUGAUGGGUCUUGGGGAUGUCAAAUUAACACCUGCAACUAAAAUGAACAACAAGGCAGAUGGGACGCCAAAAGCAGAAUCCAAGUCAAAGAAGUCCAGUUCCUCUACUACAACCAAUGAGAAGAUCACCAAACUGUAUGAGCUGGGUGGUGAGCCUGAGAGGAAGAUCUGGGUAGAUCGUUACCUGGCCUUUACUGAAGAGAAGGCCAUGGGCAUGACAAAUCUCCCAGCAGUAGGCAGGAAACCCUUGGACCUUUACCGGCUCUACAUCUCAGUGAAGGAGAUUGGAGGAUUGACUCAGGUCAACAAAAACAAGAAAUGGCGCGAGUUAGCCACAAAUCUCAAUGUGGGCACGUCCAGCAGUGCAGCUAGCUCUUUGAAGAAGCAGUACAUCCAGUGUCUCUAUGCCUUUGAGUGCAAGAUUGAGCGAGGUGAAGACCCCCCUCCAGAUAUCUUUGCUGCUGCUGAUUCAAAGAAGUCUCAGACUAAGAUACAGCCUCCGUCUCCAGCGGGUUCAGGCUCAAUGCAGGGUCCUCAGACACCUCAGUCCACCAGCAGCUCCAUGGCAGAAGGAGGAGACCUGAAGCCACCAACUCCAGCAUCUACGCCACACAGUCAGAUGCCCCCUUUGCCUGGCAUCAGGAGUAACUCAGUGGGCCUUCAGGAUGCCUUUGCAGAUGGUAGUGAUCCUACGUUCCAGAAGCGGAACUCCAUGACUCCAAAUCCAGGGUACCAGCCCAGCAUGAAUACCUCUGACAUGAUGGGUCGCAUGUCUUACGAGCCAAAUAAAGAUCCUUACAGCAGUAUGAGGAAAGCUCCAGGAAGCGAUCCCUUCAUGUCCUCAGGGCAGGGCCCCAACAGUGGUAUGGGUGACCCUUACAAUCGUGCUGCAGGUCCAGGGAUGGGUAAUAUGGCCAUGGGACAGCGGCAACACUAUUCCUAUGGAGGUCCUUACGACAGAGUGAGGACGGAGCCCGGCAUGGGACCUGAGGGCAACUUAGCAACCGGAACUCCGCAGCCAAACAUCAUGCCUUCCACCCCUGAAUCGGGGAUGUACUCUCCCAGCCGCUACCCACAGCAGCAGCAGCAAAGACAUGAUUCCUAUGGCAAUCAAUUCUCCACUCAAGGCACAUCCUCGGGCAGCCCCUUCCCUAGCCAGCAAACUACCAUGUAUCAACAGCAACAGCAGAAUUACAAGCGACCGAUGGAUGGCAGCUACGGCCCGCCUGCUAAACGACACGAAGGGGAGAUGUACAACGUACCGUACAGCGCCGGGCAGGGGCAGACACAGCAGCAGCUGCCUCCAGCACAGACCCAGCAACCGAGCCAGCAGCAAACUGCACAGCCAUCUCCACAGCAGGACCUGUAUAACCAGUAUGGGAGUACAUACCCUGCUGCUGAUCGCCGAUCUGCCGGAGGGCCACAGAACCAGUUCCCAUUCCAAUUUGGCAGAGACAGGGUCUCGGCUCCCCCAGGCUCCAAUACUCAACAAAACAUGCCUCCUCAGAUGAUGGGUGGUCCCAUACAGUCUACUGCAGAGGGUCCUCAGCAAGGCGCCAUGUGGCAGGGGCGUAACGAAAUGGGGUACAGCUAUCCGAACCGGCAGAGCAGCGGCUCUGCGCCCCAGGGGCCUGCUUAUCACGGAGUGACUCGAACAGAUGAAAUUCUGCAUUCAGACCAGAGGGUCAACCAUGAGGGACCAUGGCCUUCCCACGGGAACCGGCAACCUCCUUAUGGUCCCUCUGCCCCCGUGCCCCCAAUGACUAGGCCUCCCCAGUCUAACUACCAGACCCCCCCUAGCAUGCAGAAUCACAUUCCUCAGGUAUCCAGCCCAGCACCUCUGCCCAGACCUCUGGAGAAUCGUACUUCUCCUAGUAAAUCUCCAUUCCUGCACUCGGGGAUGAAAAUGCAGAAGGCAGGACCGCCAGUCCCUGCCUCGCAUAUAACACCAGCAGCUGUACAGCCUCCCAUGAUCCGACGAGACAUCACCUUCCCUCCGGGAUCAGUAGAAGCUACGCAACCUGUGUUGAAGCAGAGGAGACGGCUGACAGCAAAAGAUAUUGGAACUCCUGAAGCCUGGAGAGUGAUGAUGUCUCUGAAGUCCGGGCUGCUAGCUGAAAGUACGUGGGCCUUAGAUACCAUAAACAUCCUGCUCUAUGAUGACAACAGCAUAAUGACCUUCAACCUCAGCCAGCUGCCAGGUUUGCUGGAGCUCUUGGUGGAGUAUUUCCGGCGCUGCCUGAUCGAGAUCUUUGGAAUCCUGAAGGAAUACGAGGUGGGAGACCCAGGGCAAAGAACACUAUUAGAUCCUGAAAGGUUCUGCAAAUCUUCAGCUUCCUCUCAUGAAGAAGGGGAGGAGGAUGAUGAACCACGGAGCCUAAACUGUGAGGAGGAAGAAGAGGAUGAGGAAGAGGAGGAGGCUGCGUUUUCAAGCAAGGACAAAGCACCUCUAGAGAGCAGCGAGGAAAAACUAGUUAGUAAAUUUGACAAACUUCCAGUCAAGGUCGUGCAGAAGAAUGACCCGUUUGUGGUAGAUUAUUCAGACAAGUUGGGGCGAGUGCAGGAGUUUGAGAGCGGGCUGCUGCACUGGCGGAUCGGUGGCGGAGAUACCACCGAGCACAUUCAGACCCACUUUGAGAGCAAGACGGAGCUACCUUUGACUCAUAAACGAGCUUCCUGCAACUCUGUCUUGAGGAAACGUUCAGCAGCUGAGAGCAAUCCAAGCACUAGGGAAGGAGAGACUCUUCCAUCCGACAGCUCCUCGGAGAAGAGGAUAACUGCCACCAUGGAUGACAUGCUUUCGGCACGUCCGGGCUCCCUGGCAGGGGAGGAGGAAGAGGUCAAAGCUUUGGAAACGGCGAAGGAAAGCAGCAAGUUUCCCUUUGGCAUUAGUCCAGCUCAGAGCCACAGAAAUAUAAAAAUUCUGGAGGAUGAACCUCACAGUAAAGACGAGACGCCCCUCUGCACCCUCCUAGACUGGCAGGACUCUCUGGCGAAGCGAUGCAUCUGUGUCUCUAACAUCAUCAGGAGUUUAUCAUUUGUGCCGGGCAAUGACUUUGAAAUGUCUAAACAUCCCGGGCUGCUGCUGAUUCUAGGGAAACUGAUCCUCUUACACCACAAGCAUCCAGAACGCAAACAGGCACCCCUGACCUAUGAGAAAGAGGAGGAGCAGGACCAAGGGGUGAGCUGCAACAAGGUGGAGUGGUGGUGGGACUGCUUGGAGAUGCUGCGUGAAAAUACACUGGUCACGUUGGCCAACAUUUCUGGCCAGCUGGACCUCUCCCCUUACCCGGAAAGCAUCUGUUUGCCUAUCCUGGAUGGACUCCUCCACUGGGCAGUAUGUCCAUCAGCAGAGGCCCAGGAUCCCUUUCCGACACUGGGACCCAAUGCAGUCCUCUCCCCUCAGAGACUGGUUUUGGAAACACUCAGCAAACUCAGCAUCCAGGACAACAAUGUGGAUUUGAUUCUUGCAACUCCCCCUUUCAGUCGCUUGGAGAAGCUGUACAGCACCAUGGUGCGGUUCCUUAGUGACAGAAAGAACCCGGUGUGUCGAGAGAUGGCUGUGGUACUGCUGGCCAACUUGGCACAGGGGGACAGCCUGGCAGCAAGAGCGAUUGCUGUGCAGAAGGGCAGCAUUGGCAACUUGCUGGGCUUCUUGGAGGACAGCCUGGCCGCCACGCAGUUCCAGCAGAGCCAGGCUGGCUUGAUGCACAUGCAGAACCCACCCUUUGAGUCGACGAGCGUGGACAUGAUGCGCCGAGCUGCUCGGGCGCUGCUCGCCCUGGCCAAGGUGGACGAGAACCACUCAGAGUUCACGUUAUACGAGUCGCGGCUGUUGGACAUCUCCGUGUCGCCUUUGAUGAACUCUUUGGUUUCACAAGUUAUUUGUGAUGUACUGUUUUUAAUUGGCCAGUCAUGA